GCCAAUUCUCGCGAGCUAGGCUCGCUGCGCGCGCUAGUUUACAAUCGUGUUGUUGGCAUAAUGGCGGAGGAUGAGGGAGAUACUUGACAAGGUUUGUGCAAUUUUAGGUCCGGUGGCAUACCAUGGACACUAGGCACAAACAGCUCCAUGACCGGGCCAAUGAUUUAUUUUCGCGGCAACAGUACCAGCAGGCUGCAGAGCUUUUCACCCAAGCUCUGCAGCAGCUAGCCACAACUUCCUCAUGGGGGGACAGCAGCAACAGCCGCAGCAGCAGCAACACCAAACAACAGACCCCACAACAGCAGCAACAUCUAACAAGUAGCAGUCCCAGACACAGUAAUAACAGCCAAACGCAGCAGAACAACCACAAUUCAACCAACCCCCACCAUCAGCCUCGAGAUCUCCACCUCUCCUGCCUCAAUAAACGUGCCACCUGCUUCCUCAAGUUGGAUCAAAAUGAAAAAGCCCUAGAUGACAUCAACAAGUUAUUAUCCAUGUCCCCAACCAGAAGUAGCCUAGGUAAAUUAUUAAUGCGCAAAACCCAAGCCCUCAGCAAGCUACGCAAGACCCAAGAAGCCUACGAAACAGCAAAACAGUGGACCUCCGCAGAACCAAAGAAUGGCCAAGCAUCUAAAGAAGUAAACAGACUAAAGAAAUUACUUGAUGAAAAGACAGAGAACCCAUCAACUAGUAGAAACACAUCAGCAAGAGACAAGAAUGGGACGGAAGCGUCAUUACACCCCUCUCAGUCAAGUGGAAGAGGCCAAGGAGCCAGUGGUGGUAGUGCUAGCUCGGCCUCCUCCUCUCAUCACCAGAGGGGUAAACGCAAACCAGCAUCUGAGGGAAAGCAUAAAAAAGAUGCCAGUAAGCAAGAGAAUUCUGAAAACUUCUGUUCCUAUUGUCAAGUGCAAUGUUCAACCCAGGUGGAUUUCCAUCUCCAUAGUAUGAGUGAGAGUCACAGAGCUAUCAUAUCAUCAGACGAAGGGCGGGAUUGGAAGCAUAGACCGCCACCUAGGGGUGCCGUGGGGGAGGAAUACGUCCUCUGUGCUGAUCGUCUGAAAUGCCGGUUUGGUCAACAAUGUCCAUACGCCCAUAGUGAGGAUGAAUUAGCCGAGUGGAAGGAACGCUACAGGUAUAGGCAGAUGAAAUACCAACGAGCGAGGGACAAACAGAUACAUGGAAUGAGUUUUGCAGAGCAACUUUUUGAGAAGUGGAUGAAUUCACCAGCUCCUCUCAAUGUGCUCAGUGAAUCAAUUGAUGAUGUGAAGGUUAGCAUCAAUUCUGAAUCCAAUGUCACAGUAUCAAGUAAGAACACGGCACAUUCCUGGAUCUUCACACUACAUUGUAAGCCUAGCAAACAGCUCCAACGAGUGGCUCUCUUCUUCGACGUCCACCGACCGCACUUCAGCAUCGCCAGCAUCCUGAUGGGUGACUCCAAGCGUCAGAGCUCCCAGGAUAUACCGGAGAAUUGUCAAGAGUGGAGCAGCAAGAUGAGCUCCCACAACAACAACAACAUCAACCCUUACAACAGCGCAAAGUCCAAAGAGCGCAUCUACCGGGUCAAGAUCCAGUUCACCUCGCAGAUCUUCGGCACGUUCCGUCAGUCGGUCGUCUUUGACUUUGGCACCGAGCCGGUGCUGAUGAAGAGGAUCUCUGUGGACUCGGUGUCCGCCAUGGACCAGAAGGAGCUGGAGGAGGUGAGGGAAUCCAUGAUGUGUGUGACGGAGCGCUGGGACGGAACCAACAAGACGGUGGUGAACUUCAGUCCGCCUAUCCAGAUGGGGACAGAGGAGGAUAAAGGUCUACUUUCGUUCUACAUCCCUCCGCACUCGACGGAAGAGCUCUUCAAACGCUCGGUAUUGGAGAAGACAAUCACCAAGAAUAACUACAAGAACAGGAUGCAUGAUCUGCUCUACAUUGAGGAGACAGCCAGGUUUAGAGAUAUCAGCAAGUUCAACAUCAGGACAACACUUCAGAUGGCCACCACCUUCAUGCUGGUGCCGUCACGGAACAGCGGUGCCCGUUACGCUCAGGAUGGCCAGCUCUUCGCCCUCAUGCACCUCAACGACGACCUAUCCGACGACACUCCAGGUGGCCGGCUGAUCCUCAACAGCUGCAGUUCUGUGCUCCUGGCCCCCGUCCAGGACGGGAAGACAACGGAGAAGGUCUAUGAAGCACCUAUCACAGAGAAGAGCAAGGACUCUAUCUACAUGACCCUGAGUAAGGAGUGUGUUGAUGACCUGAAGUUGAAGAACAACUCGCAGAUCAGAGUGGAGUUACAAUUCCAGCUCAGUAGAUUACACCUGUGUGAAAUGCACUAUGCAGUGGACAAGGUCCCAGAUAUGAGCCUUCUCUUCCCUGAUGUGCGUUCCAAUGCCAAAAUUCCAUGGACCCCAAACAAGCAAUGGAGUGAUAAGAUGGACAUGCAGAUGAACAGCAAACAGAGAGAAGCCAUCGUUGCCAUGACGACACCUCUAGUCCAUCAACUUCCUCCAAUCUUCCUUGUUGGUCCCUAUGGCACUGGAAAGACCUACACUCUGGCCCAUGCAACCAGGCUCAUCCUGCAACAGCCCAAGACAAGGAUACUUAUCUGCACCCACUCCAACAGUGCCGCAGACCUAUACAUCAGAGACUACUUCCACUCCUUUGUGGAGUCUGGUAACACCGCUGCCAAGCCCCUGAGGAUCUAUUUCAAGGACCGAUGGGUGCCGACGGUGCACCCUGUGGUGCGUCUCUACUGCUGCAUGUCUGAGGGGGAGGACCGGUUUGUCAUGCCUACCAAGGAACAGGUGGAAAAGCAUCGGGUGGUGGUUGCCACACUCAGUACCUCAAGAUUUCUGACCCACCUGGAGCUAGACCAAGAUUACUUCACUCACAUCCUACUGGAUGAAGCAGCUCAAGCCAUGGAGUGUGAGACAGUGAUGCCCCUAGCCCUCGCGACCAAAAAUACCAGGAUUGUUCUGGCAGGAGAUUACAUGCAGAUCAGCCCGCAAGUGCACAGUGAAUUUGUCUAUGAUCGUAAACUCCACAUCUCAUUGCUGGAGCGUCUCUACGACCAUUACCCCGACACCCAUCCCUGCAAGAUCCUUCUGUGUGCCAACUACCGCUCUCAUGAUGCCAUCGUGGACUACACCUCGGAUCUGUUCUACGACGGGAAGCUCUUGGCGUCUGGGAAGCAGCCUCCGCAUCCUAAGUGGUACCCACUGACGUUCUUCACUGCCAGGGGUGAGGAUGUCCAGGAAAAGAACAGUAUCUCCUUCUACAACAAUGCAGAGGUGUUUGAACUGUGUGACCGAGUGCAAGAGCUUCAGAAGACAUGGCCAGAGGAAUGGGGGACGUGUGAUGAGAACAGCAUCGGAGUGGUAGCUCACUACUCAGAUCAGGUCUUCAGAAUCAGACAUGAGCUACGGAAGAGAAAACUCUUCAAUGUGUCCGUUGAGAGAGUUAUGAACGUCCAAGGCAAGCAGUUCCGAGCCCUAUUCAUCAGUACAGUACGAACACACCACACCUGUAAGCACAUGGUCAAAGCCCAACCUGCCAAGAAGUCUAACGCCUCGUCCAAGUCUUCUAAAGACCUUCCUCAGUCAUCGAGUGAAGAUGAACCAGACUAUGGCUUUCUGUCCAAUGACAAGCUCCUGAACACUGCUAUCACCAGAGCUCAGUCUCUUGUGGCUGUGGUCGGGGAUCCCAUCUCUGCAUGCUCAAUCGGCAAGUGCAGGAAACUCUGGGAGAAAUUUAUCUCCAUGUGCAAUGACAACAACAGUCUCCAUGGAUGUACGUUCUCCUCCAUCCAGAAUCAGCUCUCCAAUGUGGAGAUGAAGAAGACCUAUGUCCUGAAUCCUUUAGCAAAGGAAUUCAUCCCUCGAGCAAUGCGCAACCAGAUGAUGGGGGUGCCUUUCAUCCAGGGAUCACCUGCCCAAGGUAUAGCGACCAUCAACCAUAACCUACAUCGGUCAGUUCUGUCACCAAGUCACACACCAACCCCUCCCGUUCCAGGAAACCAGCCUUUGCCUUUCUUCGGAGGGGUUGGUGCCAUACCAAGUGGAAACAUGGUGAGGCCAGCGAGUCCUGUGCCUUUGAUUGAUCCGUACACUGGACGGCGUGUUGUCUAUAUGCCUAUGAUGCAUAUGCCAGUGCCUGUCAGGAUGGUUCCUAAUGCUUAUUACCCAUUCCCUCAGUACCCAUACAUGGAACCUGCCGUGCCUUACCACCCUCAGUUUAUGCAUCAAGGAGGAUUUAUGAUCCCCCAAGGGGUGAAACAUCCGCAUGGGCAACCAGGUUCACCUGCUCACCAGUCAGCUCAAGACAAGUCUCAGGGAUCUGCAUUCAAGGAGGCAUCAGCAUCCUCAUCUACGAUGCAUCCAGGCACCACCCACAGAAUUGCCCCUGGCUCUCCAGCAAGAGACCCAAGGCCAAUGAGCUUACCCAUUGGACAGUUUGAUUCUAGUAAAAGCCAACAUGAGAGACAGGAAGUAGUGGCUAAGAUAGAGGAGAUGCAGAUCAAUGAGGAAUAUCAAUAUUUGUUGAGGACAAGAGGACAAACCUAUGCAGACAACUUCCUGGCUAAUGUUAAGAGGUCGCAAUCACCAAAGGUUGGUCCUGGAAGACCGAAAAGUGACACUGCACCUCAAUCAAAGGUAUCUCAACAGCAGCAGGGGCAACAAAGCCAAUCUUUGUACACAGACAAGACUGAAGCCAUUGGAGCUAGUGGACACCAGCUUCCCUUUAGCAGAAAUUCCAACCACUGGAAUACAUCAUCAGAGAUUAACCAAUCUAACAGAGACCCCUGGCCCUCAAGGUCAAAGUCACACAAUCCAAGGGAUACCCUGGACUCGACAGGGAAUCAGCCUAGGAUUUGUGAUCCUGCAAUCAUUGACCAGGGCCCAGCCUUCAGUAAGAAUCAACCAGGGCAUAGGAUGCCAUUCAGUCCCCUGGAGAUGCCACCCAAUGUGUUUGUAGACUCCCAUAUGCCUCCUUACCAUGACCAUGAGGCCGAACACCAGAGAGAUUUCUCAGUGCAACCAAGUGACCUUAGCCCUCGCACUCCUGCCAACUUCAUGGAUGCAAGUCCUGGCCUAAGCCCUCUGGAGCUGGCAAUUCAGUUGGGAGAUGCGAAAGGCAGUUUCCUUGGAAAACCACAGGGCAAGUCCUUCACAUUCAAUGGAACAAGUUCAUUGACUUCUCCAAGAGAUGAUCCCAACCACCUUGCACCCCCCAACUCCCAGACAAGCUUUGGACAUCAGCCAAUGCUUGGAAAAGAGCAUACCUUCAGACCAGUCAGCAAGGAUGACAGAUCAACAAGUCCCCUCGGUGCUGCUCCUCCAGUUGGGCACCAGAGAUGGCCACAGUCUUCUAUGAGCAACAACUUCUCAAGCACGCUCUCUCCUCAACAUCAUCAGCAAGAGUACAACAACUUUCCACAGUCGCAGGGUCUCCAGAACUUCAGUCCUACGACUCCCAGCUUGUCUAGUCAAGAGAGCCUCCCGAGCCCUUCAUCGCCAUAUGGGCAAGGUAGUACCAGUAGUCUUCUUGGCUUGUCCAGUAGCCCUACCAACUUCAAGGAUGACAGUAAGCCAUCAAUGUCUUAUGCCAGUGCUCUUAGAGCACCUCCAAAGCCUAAGGUUCGAGCUAAAGAUGAGAGAACAAAAACUGCAUCCCCUGAUCCCUUGUCCCUGAUUAAAGAUCUUGGUAACAGGCAAACAAAAGAUGGCUUUUACUCUAUCUUCUAAAGCUCCUUAUGUGACAUGGAUGGCAUUUUUGAUAAGUAUACCACUUUCUGAUUUUUGACUUUGUAUUGGUUUUAGUUUGGCAAUUUAUCACAAGUAUCACUAACAGAAGUCUCUUUUUGUGUUAUUUUAUUUUGGCAAUCAAACGAUGCAUUAUAUUGCUGUUUCAUUGAUGAUUUCAUUUAAAACAAAAUCAGGAUGCAUAUCAGUGAUGCAUAUAAAACAUGUAUGUAAUCUAUUGUUUUGAUGACAAUUUUAUUUUGGAAUGAUGAAGAAUAAAGGUUAGUUUUUAUCAAGAUGCUUCAUACAUGUAGAAGAAAUGUUUUUAAUGAAUAGUCAUUCCAUACUUCUUGAUUGAUUUUCUAAAUGCCAUUCAAGUCACAUUCACAUUUACAUCUUUGCAUAAAUCUGCAAUAGAACCUAUUCUUGACAUUGACCUUUUGGCAUUCCAUACUAUGGGGAAUCCCCCAUCAUUUUGUGCUGGUUCAUUUUCUUCUCCAUGCAUAAUGAGUACAUUCUAGUGUACAUACAUUUUCUACUACACAUAGUUAAAAAAGCAAAACAAAUCUAGCAUUCCAGUUGCAAUAUUGCAGUUCCAUUGCCCAAGGGUAUUUGUGUAUGAAUAUUUCUUCCCUUAAAAAAAAGAAGCAAAAAUCAUGCAUGAUAAAAGUAUAUGCUGUGUUUUAACAUUGUUCAUACAGUACAAAAAGUGAUUUCAAUUCUAUCAUGGUGGAAAUUGUGAUCGAUUUUAAAUUUCAUUGGUUUGAUAAUUUUUUUUGUGAAGUGUUAAAGCAAUCAGAUUUUAUUAAUGGCUUGGUUUCAGACUUUCAGAGUGUGAUUAAUAUGAGAUGUAGGUUGCUAGGGUGAAUAUAAUGAUCUUAUUCAGUGAGCUGACUGUUCAUAUGAAGCAUACUGGACAAGACAUUAUAGUAGUUAACCUUCUCUCUCGAGAAAAAACCUCUUUGUGAUGAAAUUUGAGAUGGAAAGGUGCAAGAAAAUUAGUGUCAAAGGUUUGUUUUUAUACAGUGUGAGUCAAUUCCUUUUUUGUUACUGGCAACCAGAAAUCAAUAUCUGGUAUCAGCCAUUUUUUAAUAUUUUUUUUGAGAAAAGAGAGAUGUCCGAUAUAUACAAUGAAUUUAAUUGCCUGCUUUGCUUAUAAUGAGGGAUUCAGCAGAUUUUCUACUGCUUGGCAUGUAAUAUAGUUUAAUUUUUUGUCAUGGUGAAGUCGAUGAUUGUAAAAUUCAAAGUGAUGAAGGUAUAUGUCCCUUUUUGGCCAUUCUAGAAUGCAGUGUUUAAGUAUCGAUGGUCAUUGCCUAUACUAGUCAUGGAUUGUUAGUCAUUUUUUGCUUCAAGUGAAAUUAAUAUUUUCAUCUGCUGCUAAGUCAUGCUUGAUUUGAUAUCUUGUGAAAACUUGUUUUGCAUUUGCUUGGUCAGAAUUUGAUUGCUUGUUUCUUGUAUAUCCAGAGAAGAAAAAACAAUAAUUGAAAAAAAAUGAAUAAAAAAAAUGAAAAAUACAAAAACAUUAGAUUAGCAUGUUUGUAGGAUUUAUUAUGUAGUGACUCAGUACGGUGUACAUAGAUGUAGAGUGAUUUAAUUUGUACAGACACUGUUCAUAGUAACCUAACUUUAGAUUGUACGUUUAGCUUCCGAUAAAUUGUGUGAAUAGCAUGAUGUCUUGAUAUCAACAAAGAGGUGUAAAUUUAAAUUUUGCAAUCUUUUUCUGGGUGAGAUAGCAAGAUGCUUAUUGUAUUUCAUUAUAAUAUGUAUCUCACCUCCAUUUAUACAUUAUGUCAUACAUACAUACAUGAUAGAAUGAUUGUACUCUGUAGAUAUAUAUACUUGUACCUUCCUAUAAAAGCUAUCUUGUCUAUAUUGUAAAUAGAAAUUUGGCUUAAAAAUAAUCAAUAUUUUGACAUCUGAAGCUUACUGUUAGACAAGAAGACUUAUCAAAUUUAUAUAUUAUUCAUAGGAUUUGACCAAAAGUGUUACACUCUGUUCAAAAGUCACAUUCCUGUAGAAAAAAAAAAUAAAGAAAGAAAAUAUGCCUUUGCUGUGAAACUCCUAGUUACAAUGUAAAUUUUACCCUUGUAUGGGGAUGCUAUAGUAGGAUUGUUUUUUGCUAUAUGCUUUAAAGAGAAACAUAAGCAAUAUAUUAAGUCAUUUCAAACAAAAUAAUUGGAUAAAGUUUAUUCUCAGGGUAAUUUCUGUAUUGAUUGUUAGGUACCAUGAUGCCCAUGUGAGAAAUGUAAAUAAUUCUACUGAAAGUUUUAUUUAAAGAUGAUCACAGUUAAAAAUCAUGUACAUUUACUUGGGGUUCUCCAAUGUGUGGAUGUCGAUGACAGGAUGUUACGAAUCCUGGCGUGUAACAGAUAUUGAUGGAAAUUUACCACUGACCUUAAACAGUAUGUAUUCUGUGCGGUAUAAUCUAUGAACUCCUUAUUUUUAUUUGUGGAUUUAAAAGUAUUGGUUGAUUAAUUGGGAUUGCCAAUUUCAAUGACCGAGCUCAAUUUAGACAAAACUUAGCGAUUGAUCACAGGGCAUGAUUAUAUGCUUGAUGGUAUUGGUCAUUUUGUACAAUCAGUGGUACAAAUCAAUUAUAUGAUCCAUUUUUUUGUGUUGUGUAGUCAGGCCUUUGAGUUCAACUACCACUGGACCAGAUAAAAUUGUUUGAUCAUCACACUUUUUCACUCCAUUGCUGUAAAUAAAGCACUGGUUUUUCUACUCUGCACGAUUCCUUUCAUAGGGAAAUAAAAAAUAUGUACAGAUUCACUCGAAGGAUAUUCUUAAACAUGGGUAGCUGUUCUUCAAAAGAAAUAUAUAUAUAAAGCACUGGUGACAUUUAAUUUUACGCACAUUGUAAAUAUACCAGUAUAGCUGUAUAUAACCUUUUCCCUUUUUGUGCUAGUCCAGAUAUAUUUCUAAACUAUAUUUUCUGUAAAUAGUUCACCCGUAACCUGUCAAACUGUAUAGCAAUACAGAGCAUGUGUUUUCCUUUGAUAGAUAGGGAUUACCA
This is a messenger RNA of Lytechinus variegatus (green sea urchin), 8739 nucleotides long. RefSeq names its product probable helicase with zinc finger domain. The record is from RefSeq and is a predicted model, not a curated record. Lineage: Eukaryota; Metazoa; Echinodermata; Echinoidea; Temnopleuroida; Toxopneustidae. Gene Ontology annotation, biological process: regulatory ncRNA-mediated post-transcriptional gene silencing. Bases 123 to 5729 code for a protein of 1868 amino acids. Gene Ontology annotation, molecular function: metal ion binding; protein binding; helicase activity. Gene Ontology annotation, cellular component: cytosol; P granule. The transcript is spliced from 18 exons.